UCAAAUCCGGAUCAAGUCAGUCGUCUUUCACCUGUCAGCAUGUCCGGCAAAAUCAUAUUUCUGUGUCUUCCAAUCAUUGUUUAUCGUUUCCCCCGCACCAUGUGUGUCAUUUAACAGCCAGUACACGAAUUUAGCUAGCACCCGUCCAUUCCGCACGCCGUAAUCCAUAAACCGUGACCGUCGAACCCGUAGACCCAAACAUCCCGACGAUGUUUAGGAAGGGCAAUCAACCCAAGCCACCCUCCAUUCAUCCAUCAUCAAACCCAGCAGGCUGCAAUCAGAAGAUGAUGAGCGACCUGACAGCACCGCCUCCUAACCCAAAGCCGGAUAAGAACCGCAUCCUGGAGAUGCAUGCCAUAUUCCUGGGGCACGACACUCGGGGCGAUAAUAAGAUAUCCAUCCGCCACCUGGGCAACUGUCUGCGAGUGAUGGGUGCCAACCCCACGGAAGCGAUGGUCAGCCAGCAUGUCCGGGAGUACCAGGCCUCCACCAUGGAUCGCAUUUCCUUCGACGAGGUGCUCACCAUCUACGGCAGUCUGGGCAAGCACGGCGGCAGGUCGAGUCCCAAGAGGAAGCUGGUCGAGGAGGAGCGACUGACAUACAGCCUGAGCAUUUUCGAUACGGAUAACUCCGGUUAUUUGACCGCCAUCAGAAUCCGGCGGCUUUUAACCCAGUGCGGCGAGCGCAUGAGUGCCUUCGAAGUCGAUGAACUGCUGAAGGGCAGGAUCAACGAGCAGGGCCUGGUCAACUACAAGGAGCUAAUUCAUGAUAUUGUCAAUGGGUAGCUCAAGGAAAGUGGAAAAGAAAAGAAUCUGAGUAGAUAAGAAGAAUAAUCCAGAAAGCAAAUCUAUCAAUUAAAGGCAGGUGAAAGUGUGAUUUAAAUAAAUAUGUGUUGCAACCCCAA
Molecule: messenger RNA, 904 nt
Organism: Drosophila biarmipes
Lineage: Eukaryota; Metazoa; Arthropoda; Insecta; Diptera; Drosophilidae
Product: myosin-2 essential light chain
Exons: 1
Coding region: 210-785 (191 amino acids)
Cellular component (GO): myosin II complex
Molecular function (GO): myosin heavy chain binding; calcium ion binding
Source: RefSeq, a predicted model, not a curated record